CUCUAUAAAUAGCCAAACAGGCAGAGGUCGAAGAGCACAAUAAAUUUACAGAACUUCAAAUUUCUCUUUUCAUUUGUAGCAAUGGAGAAUAAGAACACAAUGUUGACUAGCAAAACUGAUGCCCCACUACUUCUGGGCGGCGUUCAGAUGACCAGAUUUACCCAAUCCACUAUUAUGCGCUCUGAUUUUCCCAAAGAUUUUAUCUUUGGUUCUGCAACAUCCGCUUAUCAGGUUGAAGGUUCUUGGGCCAAAGAUGGUAAAAGCAUGAGUAACUGGGAUUGUUUCACGCUGAGGCAACCUGGUCUUUCCUUUCUCUCAAGUCUUCCUCUGUAUAAAAUUGCAGGUGGUAGCAAUGGGUGUGUUGCUAUUGACCAAUAUAAUAAGUUCAAGGAGGAUGUGAAGUUGAUGAAGAAAGUGGGUUAAAAUUCUUAUAGAUUUUCAGUUGCAUGAACAAGAAUCUUGCCAGGUAAAUAAAUAUAAUAUAAGAAUGAAAAUUCUUUAACAUUAGAAAGGUAGAAAUUUUGCUUAUAUUAUAACUAAAAUGUGAACAAAUCAUAAUUUGAGGUACUCAUUCAUUUAAAUUUGUGUUU
This is a messenger RNA of Olea europaea var. sylvestris, 590 nucleotides long. Its product is annotated as beta-glucosidase-like. Gene Ontology annotation, molecular function: beta-glucosidase activity. The record is from RefSeq and is a predicted model, not a curated record. The transcript is spliced from 4 exons. Bases 82 to 423 code for a protein of 113 amino acids. NCBI's taxonomy places the organism in Eukaryota, Viridiplantae, Streptophyta, Magnoliopsida, Lamiales, Oleaceae. Gene Ontology annotation, biological process: carbohydrate metabolic process.